AUGGAAUGCUGCCCGUGAUCAACAGGAGCUUCCACUGUAGACUCUUUCUAGGCCGGGGCUCAUUCUCUGUACCAACAUCAACAUCUCUCUGCCCUGGCCCCAUUCCAGGCUUCAUUAAGCAAAGAGUGCUAGGAAGUUCUGCACCCACUGCUAGAGGGCAGGAACUAUGUCCUGUUUAGCCUUUAUUCCCCGCGCCUGGACAUGACAGCUCUAUCGGGCGCUUAUUCACUUAAGGGGUGGGGUCCCGGUUGAGAGGCGAAGGAUUUGGCAAGAGAGGGCAUGGGGGACAGAGACAGAGGAGCAAAGUCUGGGGAGGGGUGGGAAGUUCUUGGGAGAAGGGUGGAAAGACACGAAGGAAGGCGAGCAGAGGACAAGGAAAGGGGGCUUCUCACCUUCCGAGUGAUCUGGCCUGGAGGAGGGAGGGGCCGCCAGCCGCCCUCGCAACCGUCACCUUGCCCCACCAGGGAACUCGGGGUGCGGCCCUCGGCAGCCUUGGGCCAGCCGCCAGGUCCCCGCCCUCCGCAGGAUUUACCCCUGUCCCGCCUUCUUCAGCCCAGGCAGCCUGGGAGGUUCCGCAGUCGCCGCUUCCGCCUUGGCCAGGUGGAGCUGGAAACCCGGUCUCUCUAGGGCCUACCCUGGGUAGGCCUGAGAACAGCUGAAGGAGAGUGCUGCCAUCCUUAGGGACUCCUCCUCCAGACAUGCUUCCUGAGGCUGGCUCCCUGUGGCUACUAAAGCUGCUCCGGGACAUCCAGCUGGCCCAGUUUUACUGGCCCAUCCUUGAGGAGCUUAAUGUCACUCGGCCGGAGCACUUUGACUUUGUCAAGCCUGAGGACCUGGACAGCAUUGGCAUGGGUCGGCCUGCCCAGCGCAGACUGUCGGAAGCUCUAAAGAGGCUACGAUCUGGGCCUAAGUCUAAGAACUGGGUCUAUAAGAUCCUUGGAGGUUUUGCCCCUGAGCACAAGGAGCCCACCCUGCCCUCGCAGGGCCCACCGCACCUCCCUGAGCCAGAGGGCGGACUCAAGUGUCUGAUCCCAGAGGGUGCUGUGUGCAGAAGGGAGCUGCUGGGCUCUGGCUGCUUUGGGGUGGUGCACCGAGGGCUGUGGACGCUCCCCAGCGGCAAGAGUGUCCCAGUGGCUGUCAAGUCCCUCCGGGUAGGUCCUGAAGGCCCGGUGGGCACAGAGCUGGGGGACUUCCUGCGAGAGGUAUCGGUCAUGAUGAACUUGGAGCACCCGCACGUCCUGCGUCUGCACGGCCUGGUACUGGGCCAGCCUCUGCAGAUGGUGAUGGAGCUGGCGCCACUGGGCUCCCUGCACGCGCGCCUAACGGCCCCGGCCCCGACACCCCCACUGCCUGUGGCCCUGCUCUUCCUCUUCCUGCGACAGCUGGCGGGGGCCAUGGCCUACCUGGGGGCCCGCGGGCUGGUGCACCGAGACCUCGCUACGCGCAACCUGCUGCUGGCGUCGGCGCGCACCAUCAAGGUGGCAGACUUCGGGCUGGUGCGGCCUCUGAGUGGCGCCCGGGGCCGCUACGUCAUGGGCGGGCCCCGCCCCAUCCCCUAUGCCUGGUGUGCCCCAGAGAGCCUGCGCCACGGAGCCUUCUCGUCUGCCUCAGACGUGUGGAUGUUUGGGGUGACGCUGUGGGAGAUGUUCUCCGGGGGAGAGGAACCCUGGGCUGGGGUCCCACCGUACCUCAUCCUGCAGCGGCUGGAGGACAGAGCCCGGCUGCCUAGGCCUCCCCUCUGCUCCAGGACCCUCUACUCCCUAGCCUUGCGCUGCUGGGCCCCCCACCCUGCUGACCGGCCUAGCUUUACCCACCUGGAAGAACUGCUGCAAGAGGCCUGGCCUUCAGAAGGAUGCUGUGUGAGGGAUGUCACAGAGCCAGGCGCCCUGAGGAUGGAGCCUGGUGACCCCAUCACAGUCAUCGAGGGCAGCUCCUCUUUCCACAGCCCUGACUCCACAAUCUGGAAGGGCCAGAAUGGUCGUACCUUCAAAGUGGGCAGCUUCCCAGCCUCUGCAGUGACUCUGGUAGAUUCAGGGGGCUUGCCAGCCACCCGUCCAGUCCACAGAGGCACCCCUGCCCGGGGAGAUCAACACCCAGGAAGCAUAGAUGGAGACAGAAAGAAGGCAAAUCUUUGGGAUGUGCCUCCAGCACGGGGCCAGAGAAGAAAUGCGCCCCUUGAGAGGAUGAAAGGCAUUUCCAGGAGUCUGGAGUCAGUUCUGUCCCUGGGUCCUCGCCCCACAGGGGGUGGUUCAAGCCCCCCUGAAAUUCGACAAGCCAGAGCUGUACCCCAGGGACCCCCAGGCCUGCCUCCACGCCCACCUUUAUCCUCCAGCUCUCCUCAGCCCAGCCAACCCCCUAGGGAGCGGCUUCCCUGGCCCAAAAGAAAACCCCCACACAAUCACCCCAUGGGAGCGCCUGGAGCUAGCAAAGCCACUGUCCUCUCUGGAGGCCUCUUGCCUGAUCCUGAGUUGCAGAGGAAGAUUAUGGAGGUGGAACUGAGUGUGCAUGGAGUCACCCACCAGGAGUGCCAGGCAGCACUGGGAGCCACCAGGGGAGAUGUGGUUUCAGCCAUCCAGAACCUCAAGGUAGACCAGCUCUUCCACCUGAGUAGCCGGUCCAGGGCUGACUGCCGGCGCAUCCUAGAGCAUUACCAGUGGGACCUCUCAGCUGCCAGUCGCUACGUCCUGGCCAGGCCCUGAGCUCGCUUCUGUGGGCAUGGACACCAGCAUGAAAAGCCUAGGCCCCUGAGGGCCUGGCCACGUGGGACCAAGCAGAACCAGAAAAAGGUCCUGACGGGGGUAGACUUUCCACCUGGGGAGGUCCCACCUGCUAUAGGCACGUGGGGGAGGAGCCCAGGGUUGGGCACUGGGAAAUGUCUCCUCCCUCCCAUGCUCCUUGGCCUCUGAAGGCUGAAGCUCCUUUGGCUGGGCCAAGAAGGAUCUAGCCUGCCCACUACAUUCUCAAACAAGAGGACAACUUGGAGGAAAAAACUGCUAUACAUCGUAUCCAGAGGAAGCUUCUACUCGCUAGAGAGGAUGAUCAAGGGGCCACACUGGACCAUGCGAACAGCCAUCCUGAACUCCGUCAGCUACUGCACUAGACUGCGGGGCAGCCAUCUUGGAUGAUGGAAGCCGCCAUAUUGACUUGGGGUAUGAGGCCCAAACUCUCUUCGUUUGGUCCAGGGCCAUGGUGGGUGAUGACAACUGCUCUUUGCGUUCAAGGACAUUUGAUGCUGGUACUAUGGAUCAUGAGACGGACCAGCCCCUGCCCCAGCCCUCACAUUCCCCUUUGUUUUUCCUGGCACCAACUCCUUCUACCCUCCCCUAUUACAUACAUCUUCCAAUGUCCAAAAAGUUACAAAGUUUAUAUGAAUGUAA
Cebus imitator (Panamanian white-faced capuchin) is the source of this 3377-nucleotide messenger RNA. It is a transcript of the gene TNK1, whose product is annotated as tyrosine kinase non receptor 1. The record is from RefSeq and is a predicted model, not a curated record. Gene Ontology annotation, cellular component: signaling receptor complex; basal plasma membrane. Gene Ontology annotation, biological process: multicellular organism development; cell surface receptor protein tyrosine kinase signaling pathway; positive regulation of kinase activity. Gene Ontology annotation, molecular function: ATP binding; transmembrane receptor protein tyrosine kinase activity; protein binding. NCBI's taxonomy places the organism in Eukaryota, Metazoa, Chordata, Mammalia, Primates, Cebidae. The transcript is spliced from 13 exons. Bases 699 to 2699 code for a protein of 666 amino acids.